UGGGCAUCUACCGCCCAUUCUCCAAAAAUCUUUUGGUUUUCAGGCUUCAUACACCCAAUUGCUUUUUUAAACGCUGUGCUACAAACAUUUUCAAGGAAUAAUGGGAUAUCUAUGGAUCUUUUAUCAUGGGAUUUCAGUGUAAUGACCGUAGAUGAUAGCAAUAUUGUUUCAGCUCCUAAGGACGGUGUCCUGGUGAAAGGUUUGUAUCUGCAAGGUAUUUAUAGCACGCCUUGUUAUUAUUGUCCUAAUCGAGAAGGUUUAAAAGAUCGUAUUUCGUUCGUUGUAGCAAUUGAUUUGAAAAGUGGUGAAAAAAGUCCGGAGCACUGGGCGAAAAGAGGUACAGCGGUUUUAAUGAGUCUGGAUUCAUGA
This is a messenger RNA of Helobdella robusta, 369 nucleotides long. RefSeq lists its product as hypothetical. Gene Ontology annotation, biological process: microtubule-based movement. The record is from RefSeq and is a predicted model, not a curated record. NCBI's taxonomy places the organism in Eukaryota, Metazoa, Annelida, Clitellata, Rhynchobdellida, Glossiphoniidae. The transcript has 4 exons. Gene Ontology annotation, cellular component: dynein complex. The annotation marks the transcript as partial. Gene Ontology annotation, molecular function: minus-end-directed microtubule motor activity; dynein light intermediate chain binding; dynein intermediate chain binding.